Messenger RNA from Ectocarpus siliculosus, 819 nucleotides. The record is from the annotation of a GenBank genome assembly. Lineage: Eukaryota; Phaeophyceae; Ectocarpales; Ectocarpaceae.
AUGUACCAACAACGUGCGAUCCCCGCUCAGCUCGGCGCUCUCAACAAGCUAACGUGGCUCGAUCUGUCCCACAACCAGCUCAGCGAAAAUAACAACAGUAUUCAAUCUUGCUCGAUGUGUUCUCAACUGUUGGCGCAUUGGACUCCAAAUCGAGCGUACUCAGGGCACCAACUCAGGGGGAAUGGUACCUGCAGCACACCAAAGUCAAAGUUUAGAGAGUCCAGAACGUGUCCCGUGGCUUCUAGAACAUGUACAGGCCCCAUCCCAUCGGAGCUUGGGCACCUUUCAGUACUGAAGAGGCUCAACCUUUCUGGAAACCAGCUAAGCGGCCCCAUCCCACCGGAGCUCGGAAACCUUGGAGCACUGACGUCGCUCGCCCUGGGCGCCAACAAGCUAAGCGGCAACAUCCCGCCAGAGCUAGGAGAUCUCCGAGAGCUGCAGAGGCUGUGGCUCAGCGACAACCACCUCACGGGGCCCAUUCCCCCGGAGCUGGGAGAGCUCGCAGCACUGAAGUCUCUCUACCUUUUGAAAAACCAGCUGACCGGCAACAUCCCGCCAGAGCUAAGAGAUCUCCGACAGCUGCAGUGGCUGUGGCUCAGCAACAACCACCUCACAGGGCCUAUCCCGCCGGAGCUGGGCAAGCUAACAGCGCUGGUGCAGCUCCGACUGUGGAACAACCAGCUAUCCGGUCCCAUCCCUGUGGAGCUUGGACGGCUCGCCGUACUGGAGUACCUCAGCCUUGGGGGGAACGAGCUAACUGGCCCCAUUCCACCGGAGCUGGGAACUUGCGGCACUGAAGAAGCUCUCCCUUUCGAGUAA